Pan troglodytes (chimpanzee) is the source of this 1096-nucleotide messenger RNA. It is a transcript of the gene APOA1, whose product is annotated as apolipoprotein A1. The record is from RefSeq and is a predicted model, not a curated record. NCBI's taxonomy places the organism in Eukaryota, Metazoa, Chordata, Mammalia, Primates, Hominidae. The coding region runs from base 236 to 1039 and encodes 267 amino acids. Gene Ontology annotation, molecular function: cholesterol transfer activity; phospholipid binding; phosphatidylcholine-sterol O-acyltransferase activator activity. Gene Ontology annotation, cellular component: low-density lipoprotein particle; high-density lipoprotein particle; extracellular region. The transcript has 3 exons. Gene Ontology annotation, biological process: lipoprotein metabolic process; phospholipid efflux; cholesterol efflux.
AGAGACUGCGAGAAGGAGGUGCGUCCUGCUGCCUGCCCCGGUCACUCUGGCUCCCCAGCUCGAGGUUCAGGCCUUGCCCCAGGCCGGGCCUCUGGGUACCUGAGGUCUUCUCCCGCUCUGUGCCCUUCUCCUCACCUGGCUGCAAUGAGUGGGGGAGCACGGGGCUUCUGCAUGCUGAAGGCACCCCACUCAGCCAGGCCCUUCUUCUCCUCCAGGUCCCCCACGGCCCUUCAGGAUGAAAGCUGCGGUGCUGACCUUGGCCGUGCUCUUCCUGACGGGGAGCCAGGCUCGGCAUUUCUGGCAGCAAGAUGAACCCCCCCAGAGCCCCUGGGAUCGAGUGAAGGACCUGGCCACUGUGUACGUGGAUGUGCUCAAAGACAGCGGCAGAGACUAUGUGUCCCAGUUUGAAGGCUCCGCCUUGGGAAAACAGCUAAACCUAAAGCUCCUUGACAACUGGGACAGCGUGACCUCCACCUUCAGCAAGCUGCGCGAACAGCUCGGCCCUGUGACCCAGGAGUUCUGGGAUAACCUGGAAAAGGAGACAGAGGGCCUGAGGCAGGAGAUGAGCAAGGAUCUGGAGGAGGUGAAGGCCAAGGUGCAGCCCUACCUGGACGACUUCCAGAAGAAGUGGCAGGAGGAGAUGGAGCUCUACCGCCAGAAGGUGGAGCCGCUGCGCGCCGAGCUCCAAGAGGGCGCGCGCCAGAAGCUGCACGAGCUGCAAGAGAAGCUGAGCCCACUGGGCGAGGAGAUGCGCGACCGCGCGCGCGCCCAUGUGGACGCGCUGCGCACGCAUCUGGCCCCCUACAGCGACGAGCUGCGCCAGCGCUUGGCCGCGCGCCUUGAGGCUCUCAAGGAGAACGGCGGCGCCAGACUGGCCGAGUACCACGCCAAGGCCACCGAGCAUCUGAGCACGCUCAGCGAGAAGGCCAAGCCCGCGCUCGAGGACCUCCGCCAGGGCCUGCUGCCCGUGCUGGAGAGCUUCAAGGUCAGCUUCCUGAGCGCUCUCGAGGAGUACACUAAGAAGCUCAACACCCAGUGAGGCGCCCGCCGCCGCCCCCCUUCCCGGUGCUCAGAAUAAACGUUUCCAAAGUGGGAA